Messenger RNA from Medicago truncatula (barrel medic), 1037 nucleotides. RefSeq names its product Golgi SNAP receptor complex member 1-1. Gene Ontology annotation, biological process: vesicle fusion; inter-Golgi cisterna vesicle-mediated transport; endoplasmic reticulum to Golgi vesicle-mediated transport. Gene Ontology annotation, molecular function: SNAP receptor activity. The record is from RefSeq and is a predicted model, not a curated record. The transcript has 5 exons. Gene Ontology annotation, cellular component: Golgi medial cisterna; SNARE complex; cis-Golgi network. Lineage: Eukaryota; Viridiplantae; Streptophyta; Magnoliopsida; Fabales; Fabaceae. Bases 123 to 794 code for a protein of 223 amino acids.
AUGGAAAAAAUAAUCGAGAAAUGAAAAUUGAAAAAGCGGUGUGGUCGUCGUCUGUGGCGUGUGAACAGACGGCGUACUUGAUCGCGUAACUAACCUUCUCAAUUCUCAAUUCUCAUUCAUCCAUGGAGGUUCAAAGUUGGGAUUCGCUUCGCAAUCAGGCAAGAAAACUUGAAGCUCAGUUGGAUGAGCAAAUGGUUUUAUAUCGUAAAUUGGUUUCUACGAAAGCCUCUACAAAAGGUGAGGCAACAGAGAGUGAUCUGGAGUCUUGGAUUGAACGUUUACUUAACCAACUCAAACAAGUAAACUCACAGAUGCAAGCUUGGGUGUCCUCUGGUGGGUCUGAAAUGGUUUCUCAUACACUGACUAGACACCAAGAAAUUUAUCAAGAUCUCACCCAGGAGUUUUAUCGGCUCCGGUCUAAUCUUAGAGCUAAGCAAGAACACGCUUCACUACUUGAUGAUUUUAAAGAGCUUGAUCGAACAAGAUUAGAUUUGGAAGAGGGUGGAGGUUCUGAACAGCAAAACCUCCUUAAAGAGCGUGCAUCUAUCAGCCGCAGUACAGGACAGAUGGACACUGUUAUUUCACAAGCACAAGCAACACUCGGUGCACUAGUCUUCCAGCGUUCGACUUUUGGUGGGAUCAAUUCAAAGCUCAGCAACGUGAGCAGUCGCCUCCCAACGGUAAAUACUAUUCUGUCAGCAAUAAAGCGAAAAAAGUCGAUGGAUACCAUUAUACUUGCCCUUGUAGGGUCCGUAUGCGUUUUUCUUAUUUUCAUCUACUGGCUAACCAAGUAAAGAUGAUGUUUAUUGUGUUGGUAGCUUGGGUUUAAUCUAUUGUAUACUUGUCUAGUAUGCGGAGAGGGGUAAUGCAUUGUUUGAUUGCUGGUGGCUCUUCAUCUGAAUCAAAGCCUAGUAAAGAUUAAUUUGUGAAAUGAAUUUUUUUGACAUCAAUGUAUAAAAUUAUGUGUUACAGAUUCCUAGUUCGGAUAUCAUAGCAUAAGAAUAAUGAAAACUAAUGUGUUGAAUCCCUUUCACUCU